Messenger RNA from Elgaria multicarinata webbii, 1253 nucleotides. RefSeq names its product DnaJ heat shock protein family (Hsp40) member B9 (gene DNAJB9). The transcript has 3 exons. Gene Ontology annotation, molecular function: protein-folding chaperone binding; misfolded protein binding. Bases 109 to 765 code for a protein of 218 amino acids. Gene Ontology annotation, cellular component: endoplasmic reticulum. The record is from RefSeq and is a predicted model, not a curated record. NCBI's taxonomy places the organism in Eukaryota, Metazoa, Chordata, Lepidosauria, Squamata, Anguidae.
CUCUCUCGGGCGACGUUAUAAAGGAGGCCUCGCGGAGAAGAAGACGAGCGGCGGAGGCGGCGUGUAUGUUGGGGCGGCAGCAGCAGCAGCAGCCGCCGGUGUCCUACAAUGGCGACCACACAGUCUGUCUUCAUAUUUGCUCUCUGUAUUUUAAUGAUAACGGAAUUAAUACUGGCUGCAGAAAGUUAUUAUGACAUUUUAGGUGUUCCAAAAAAUGCUUCUGAUCGUCAAAUCAAGAAGGCAUUUCACAAAUUAGCAAUGAAAUACCACCCAGACAAAAAUAAGAGUCCUGGAGCAGAAGCAAAAUUUCGGGAAAUUGCAGAAGCAUAUGAAACAUUGUCAGAUGAAAAUAAACGUAGAGAAUAUGACCAAUUUGGCCACGCCGAAGGACGAAGAAACAAUGGAAACUCUUUCCAGCAGCCAUUUAACUUCAAUUUUGAUGACUUAUUUAAAGACUUUGACUUUUUUGGCCAAAACCACAAUACACAGUCAAAGAAACAUUUUGAAAAUCAUUUUCAAAAUCACCAGCAGGCUCACAGCAGGCAAAGACGUUCUUUCCCAGAAUUUUCCUUUGGAGGAGCAGGAAUGUUUGAUGACAUGUUUGAAGACAUGGAAAAAAUGUUUUCGUUCAGUGAAUUUGACAAUACGCAAAGGCACACAAUGCGAACUGGAAACAAAUUCCAUGGAUCUAGUAAGCACUGCAGGACUGUCACUCAGCGUCGAGGAAACAUGGUUACUACGUUCACGGAUUGUUCUGGACAAUAAUACUUCAUAGUUUCUUUCUUCUGUCCUUAACUACUUUUUUCUUUUUACCCUUUGCUGCUAAAUCACAGAGAUCCUUCUGCGGACUGUGUGAGAUUUAUAGCUUAAUCACUUUAACUGCUGAAAAUAAACUAGCUAACCUGAUAAAUAUUACCAGAAGUGCAACAAAACAAAAUGGGAUGGUGUUAACUUAUUCCAUUGGCUGCAUAGAAUGUCCAUGUGGGGGGAAAAUCUCCAUGUGACAGUGUUAGAGUCUAUUUUUAAUAAUAUAGAAGCAAGGUUACCAGAUUACCUCACUGUUAUGCUUAUACUUCACAGUUGAUGAAGUGUUGAGUUAGUGGUACACUAGACAUCAUUUGUUUAAAGUGUUAACCUGUUGAGUGCUUGUGUGAUGUUGUUUUUAUUUAGCACUAUGUUUACCUACUGUGAUCUUGAGUUUGCAAGUUGCCAGUAGUGACUUUAAAAUACAGUAAAAACAGAUGGUUGGGCAA